Molecule: messenger RNA, 8696 nt
Organism: Urocitellus parryii (Arctic ground squirrel)
Lineage: Eukaryota; Metazoa; Chordata; Mammalia; Rodentia; Sciuridae
Source: RefSeq, a predicted model, not a curated record
CAAAUUCUUCUUUUGGGGUUGGGGAAUCGCAGUGGAUUAUACCUCUGUUUUCUUCUUUCCAAAACUGUGCGCCCCCGGAUGAAAGAGAUCUGCAGGUGCUCUGGGGUUCAAUGCUCUAACAAGUUCCAAAAUAAUUGAAGAGAAGCCGAGGCCAGUUGUUCCGAGGAUCCUGCUCCACAGAGAAUGUUCUGCACCCAUUGAUAACCCAAUACCACCUUCUGAGAUGAUCUUGGUUCCCAGAAUGCCUUUGGUGCUGCUCCUGCUGCUGCCUAUCUUAAGUUCUGCAAAAGCUCAAGUUAAUCCAGCUAUAUGCAGGUAUCCUCUGGGCAUGUCAGGAGGCCACAUUCCUGAUGAGGACAUCACAGCUUCCAGUCAGUGGUCAGAGUCCACCGCUGCCAAAUAUGGAAGGCUGGACUCAGAAGAAGGAGAUGGAGCCUGGUGCCCUGAGAUUCCAGUGGAACCUGAUGACCUGAAGGAAUUUCUGCAGAUUGACUUGCACACCCUACACUUUAUCACUCUUGUGGGGACCCAGGGGCGCCAUGCAGGGGGUCAUGGCAUUGAGUUUGCACCCAUGUACAAGAUCAAUUAUAGUCGGGAUGGCACUCGCUGGAUUUCUUGGCGGAACCGGCAUGGGAAACAGGUGCUAGAUGGAAAUAGUAACCCGUAUGACAUUUUCCUAAAGGACUUGGAGCCACCCAUUGUAGCUAGAUUUGUUCGCUUCAUUCCAGUCACUGACCACUCCAUGAAUGUUUGCAUGAGGGUGGAACUUUAUGGCUGUGUCUGGCUAGAUGGCUUGGUGUCUUACAAUGCUCCAGCUGGGCAGCAGUUUGUACUCCCUGGAGGCUCUAUCAUUUAUCUGAAUGAUUCUGUCUAUGAUGGAGCCGUUGGGUACAGCAUGACUGAAGGACUGGGCCAAUUGACAGAUGGGGUGUCUGGCCUGGAUGAUUUCACCCAGACCCAUGAAUACCACGUGUGGCCGGGCUAUGACUACGUGGGCUGGCGGAAUGAGAGUGCCACCAAUGGCUACAUUGAGAUCAUGUUUGAAUUUGACCGCAUCAGGAAUUUCACUACCAUGAAGGUCCACUGCAAUAACAUGUUUGCUAAAGGUGUGAAGAUCUUUAAGGAGGUACAGUGCUACUUCCGUUCUGAAGCCAAUGAGUGGGAACCUAAUGCUGUUUCCUUCCCUCUUGUCCUGGAUGAUGUCAACCCCAGUGCUCGCUUUGUCACAGUGCCUCUCCACCACCGAAUGGCCAGUGCCAUCAAAUGCCAAUACCAUUUUGCUGACACCUGGAUGAUGUUCAGUGAGAUCACUUUCCAAUCAGAUGCGGCCAUGUACAACAACUCUGGAGCCCUGCCCACCUCUCCUAUGGCACCGACAACCUAUGAUCCAAUGCUUAAAGUUGAUGAUAGCAACACACGGAUCCUGAUUGGCUGCUUGGUGGCCAUCAUCUUCAUCCUCCUGGCCAUCAUUGUCAUUAUCUUGUGGAGACAGUUCUGGCAGAAAAUGCUGGAGAAGGCUUCCCGGAGGAUGCUGGAUGAUGAAAUGACUGUCAGUCUCUCCCUACCAAGCGAGUCCAGUAUGUUCAACAAUAACCGCUCCUCAUCACCAAGUGAACAGGAGUCCAACUCGACUUAUGAUCGCAUAUUUCCUCUUCGCCCUGACUACCAGGAGCCAUCCAGACUGAUACGAAAGCUCCCAGAAUUUGCUCCAGGGGAGGAAGAGUCAGGCUGCAGUGGCAUUGUGAAGCCAGCCCAACACAACGGACCUGAGGGAGUGCCCCACUAYGCAGAGGCUGACAUAGUGAACCUCCAGGGAGUGACUGGAGGCAACACYUACUCAGUUCCUGCUGUCACCAUGGACCUUCUCUCAGGAAAAGAUGUGGCUGUGGAAGAGUUUCCCCGGAAACUCUUAACUUUCAAGGAGAAGCUAGGAGAAGGCCAGUUUGGAGAGGUUCAUCUUUGUGAAGUGGAGGGAAUGGAAAAAUUCAAAGACAAAGAUUUUGCCCUAGAUGUCAGUGCCAACCAGCCUGUCCUGGUGGCUGUGAAAAUGCUCCGAGCAGAUGCCAACAAGAAUGCCAGGAAUGAUUUUCUUAAGGAGAUAAAGAUCAUGUCCCGGCUCAAGGAUGCAAACAUCAUCCGUCUCUUAGCUGUGUGUAUCACUGAUGACCCUCUUUGCAUGAUCACGGAAUACAUGGAGAAUGGAGACCUCAAUCAGUUUCUAUCCCGCCAUGAGCCUGCCAAUUCUUGCUCCAGCAAUGUACCCACUGUCAGUUAUGUCAACCUGAAGUUUAUGGCUACCCAGAUUGCCUCUGGCAUGAAGUACCUUUCCUCUCUGAAUUUUGUCCACCGAGAUCUGGCUACUCGAAACUGUUUAGUGGGUAAGAACUACACCAUCAAGAUAGCUGACUUUGGAAUGAGUAGAAACUUAUACAGUGGUGACUACUACCGGAUCCAGGGUCGAGCAGUGCUCCCUAUCCGCUGGAUGUCUUGGGAGAGCAUCUUGCUGGGCAAAUUCACUACAGCAAGUGAUGUGUGGGCAUUUGGGGUGACUCUGUGGGAGACGUUCACCUUUUGCCAAGAGCAGCCCUAUUCUCAGCUGUCAGAUGAACAGGUUAUUGAAAAUACUGGAGAGUUCUUCCGAGACCAGGGGAGGCAGAUUUACCUCCCUCAACCAGCCAUUUGCCCUGACUCWGUGUAUAAGCUGAUGCUCAGCUGUUGGAGAAGAGAUACAAAGCACCGUCCAUCGUUUCAAGAAAUCCACCUUUUGCUCCUUCAACAAGGGGAUGAGUGAUGCCGUCAAUGCGUGACAGCAUUCCAAUGGCCCAGGUUCUUCCCACAAGACCUACCACUCAACCAUACCUAAGCCACUCCAUCCGGACAUUUUACGGAACUGAGAGACACAGGCCUUUUGCUUUGUUCUCUCUCUCUGUCCCUCACCUACCCCAUGCCACUCCUUCACUCCCUACCACUGUCUCAUAUAUACUUUUUUUUUUUUUUACAUUAAAGCACUACAAAAGAAAAAAAAUCUAGGGCAGAUAAAAUCUAGUAAAAGAAAUCUUGAUAUACCAAAGGGUUAGAUAACAAAAGCUACAAAAUUUAGAUAAUUUAUAAAGGUUAAAUAUGCUUAUGUUUAUAAAUGUGCAGAUUCUAUAAUAUUUUUCCAUGUCACCUUUUAUAAAGUAUCUUCAGAAAGAGAAAAAAAAUUGAAGAAUACUAAGGUCUUGGGAAACAUGAGAUUAGACUUAGGGGAAGCAUGUAGUAGCCAUGGAGAAUCUGAAGACUUGAUAUUUAACAACUUACCACAGAUGGUUUUCUGAUUUGGCUUCUGAACAUAUACCAUUCUCUGAUUUCCCUCUCCUAUCAAAGUGAAUAAUGUAUUCUGGAAAAGUCCUAGUUUUUUGGAAUGGGUAUUUUCUUCAUUCRUGGGCAGGGGUCAUGGUUGAAAUGCAUUUAUAAAGUAACAGGGGAUAUGGAUAGGAAAGAAUGUCUGCUGCAAGGCUAAAUGUAAGAGAACAGUUAUUUUUUUUWAAAAAGUAUAUCCUGCAUGGAAGGAUUCUUGAAUGGAUAACAGAUGUAAGAAAGGAGUUCUAUGAAGGACAGAUAACAAGUAUCCUAUUCAAUAUUCACUUGUGAGGGUCCUCUUCUUUGUCUUGUUAAGAAAUUUUUAUGUGUGUGUUUUAGUGGGCAUCUGAUUUUUUAAUUAGUAAAGGCUGGUGUCUUAAUAGCUUGAUGAUAGACCCUUUGUUUCACCUUGUGCAAGUUUCUAUUAAUGGUUAACAUCGCUGGAUGUGUGAACUGGAGACUGAAUUUCUCAGGCAUAAAUACCUAAAGGACAUGUAUAACAGAGUAGAUCUGUUCUGAGUGUCCCCAAAAGGUUGACCCAGAACAAUGAGAAGACGUUAAAGGGAAACUGAAAUCUAUUCUUUUUAGGGAAAAUACAUCCAGUCAGGACAUACAAGAAUCAAUGGGCUGCCUCCAGAGAUGGAGAGUCCUCUGUCUUUUGCAGAGGAUCAUAUAUAGGCUAAAGAACUAUGCAAGAAGAUGAAGGUUUUCAAAUAGAGGAAAGAUAGCUAUAUUAGACAAUAUUUAAUGAUUUUCUAACCUCAAGAAUCAUUGAUUCCAGAGAGGCCUAGGAUGGCCAUUCAGUGCUACUGCUUAGUGUUCAUCUUCUUGUUAACAAGAUAGUAUGGUCAGCAGAAAAAUAUGAGGCUCUAAUUCUCAGAAUUCAUGGAAGUGGAUACCUGUUGAGUAGGAAUCUCCUUAGAGAAGAUUCUGAGCUUUUGACACAUGACAAAUUUCCAGAUUCAUUGGGAAAACUAGAAAAGGGGACCCUUAAUUCCCAUUGAGAAAAAAAUAAGAGAAGAUUACAAAACUAACUUCCUAAGGUGGCAAGAAAUAGUCUUGAUCCCCUAGAUCUGCUUCUCUUGCUUCCAUGGUCUGCCUUUUUAUAAUCUCUUAGAAWCGUCAAUGUUUCUCCAUUUAGCUUUCAAAAUUGUUCCAGGCCCUGCAUGAACAUAAAUCUAAGUCCCCAACAUUCAUUUUGCAGGUCAUCUUCUGACUAUAGCAAAUACCUUUUCUCCCUGGUUGUUCUAAGCCUGGACUUCAGUCUCUUCCAUGACUAACUUUGGUUUAAGAGUCGGGAGAAUGUUUGGCCAUCUUUUGCUUUAAGCCAAGUGUGCCAUCUUGUUUCUCUGAAUUUUGUUUUCUUAUCUGUAAAGUGAGUAAAUUGAAUUAGAUGGCAUUGAAGUGUUUAUUGAAUACUGUUUUUCUAUAACUGAUGUGGAUUCAGUAAUCCGGUCAUCUCUUGUUCUGGAAAAUGUGGUUGGUAGAAGGGAUCUUGGGAGAAGUUACUGUAAUAGUAGUAACAAUGGCACCUGCAUCUGUAUAGUGCCUUAGCAUUACCAUUUCUAUAAUAUUUAUUUCAUUUUAUAUGUACAGGGCCAGACAUGUUUUCCUAUGAGACAUGCCACCCUCUGAUCUCAAGGAAAGUGUUAACUUCCUUAGAAAUAAAAGGAUGUGACAUCAGAACCUACAGUCUACUUAUCCAUAUGCCUCUGGUAGGACUACCUCCAGACCAUUUCCCCUUCCAUAGCCUAACAUCCUUCUGCUUAGGACUUUUUAGGAUUCUGCCUCAAUUCACUGUAUUUCAUGAUCCCAUACUUAAAAAUAUUUAAAAUGUUAUUAAAGUAUAUGAAUUUUCCUGACCUUGAGUCAUGGAAGUAAUCUGUUUUAGGUGGCAGCCAAAUAUGUAUUAUCAUGUACAAGUAUCCUUUUCUGGAUGAAGAAUUCUCCAUCUUUUGGCACUGAGAAAUUGCACUAUAGACAUAGGUUUAACUUCUAACCUAACUCGUACCUGUAGAGUUUAGCAGCACAAAUCUGAAGUGACCCAACAGAGUAAAUGGUAAAGACUUAGUAUGUAGACUUAGUAUGUUAUAGUAAAAAGGUGUUCAAAUCUAAAUUAGAGGAAUGAAGCUAGGAAAAGAAAUAGGAAAAAUGAUAAGAAAGUAUAGGACCUUCUUCUCUUUGCUAUAAGUUAUCCUCUUCAUGAUGCAUGUAAGCUAUUUUGUAUCAAGGUUGUGUUUUUAGAUAGUCAAGAUUUUAAUUUAUACUUGYGCUGGUUAACGUGUUGAUAGCUAGGUCAAAAUCUUGAUGUGCUGUCCAGUCGACACAUAUAUGAUUAGUUCACAAAAGUGUUUACUGGAGUGAAAAGAAGUAUCCAGGGAGAGUAAGCUGUGGAAAGAUCACUUGUAAGUGUUCAAGAAUAUAUAGCAAAGAGGGAGGUAUGCAAGUGGGACAAAAAAUGAAUACAUGAAUGUGCAUAUGACUGGUCAGGGAGGCUGAGGAGGGGUUAGGAAAGAGAGUGGCAAUAGUAGAGAGGCAAUAAAAAGAGGCAAUGAGAGUGCAUGGGAGCCAUGGAUAGGGGCUAGUCAAACAAGGUAGAAACAGGGGUAACGGGAGCUGRUGGAAUGCGCUCUGAAGCAAGGAAGCAAAGAUUUAGAAAGAGACCUGAGAAAGGAUAGAAAAAGUGACUUGAAGUAGGAUGGUAAAGAGGAAAUUCUGGGUGAUAGAGAUUAUAAAAUAUUUAUUAAAAAUGAAAAGACAGGUGCAGUAAUGGAAACAGGAUUGUUGUUUUUAUUGUUUAAAGGUAUGUAGGGAUGUCCUCCAUAGAUCUAAAAACACAUAACUAUCAGGGAAUGAUCCUCUAAUUUCAGAGUCAGGGGGUGAGGGAGGCAGUUUAAGCCCCUAUGUGUUUUAGACUACUUCAAGGGCUGGUGAGAGGUCAACUCUCUGCCUGAACUGGAUUUGACUUUCCAAGGGCUAUUUUAGACAUGAAAACCUAGAUAMGGGGAGCUAAUGGUAGUUUCUGAAACUUUGCAUUCUCUCCUCUUGCCUUUGUUAAUGAAAUCCAUUUUCAAGGAUGUCCAUCAUUGCUGUGCCCAGAAUGGCARCAGACAACUGGAAAAAAUAGGCAUAAGUUAGGUAAAACUAAAUCUCAUCUGGUGUCCACACAAUGAGUUAUGUGCCACRUUAGAAACAUGCAUGUUUCUAGUUCCAUCCAGUCUUCCCACAAGAAAAYCAUAAUGUGGGGCUAGGCCAUGUGUUUUGAGUAAAGUAGAAUAGGAGUGUCUAAAGGAGGGAAAAGGAAGAUGUUGCAAAGAAAUAUACUAAAACAACAGCAUCUGUUCUCAAAACUAAAAAAAAAUGAAAAGGAUUACAAUGUAUAGCCAUUAUGUCUUUGAUCCUAAGUUGAAUUCAUAAACCYGGAUCUUGCCAUCUUAGUCUUCUCUUGUCUGUCGUAUUUUUGUUCUUUGUUAGUGCAUGUGGUAGGUCACUAAUAUUUCUGGAAGACGCAGAUCCUGAUCUACUCUGGGAAAUACUUCUGAACUGAAAUUUCACAUUUGUAUAGAAACAGAUAAAUGUCUUCAUCUGCUCCAAUUAGGUACAUUGYGUGGUGGCAGAAGACUAAUGAGUAAUUGUUUAGUUGCUGUCUCCUUUUUGAAAGACUCUCAAGACGUUUAAAAAAAAAGUGUAGAAUGUUCUUACUCUAGAUCUAGUUUUCCCCAACUGAUAAAAUUUUACAUAAGCCCAUUUUCAACCACAGAAACCAUAGUCCAUUUUGAACCAUUUUCAAAACCAGAAAAUUGACAUUGGUGUAAUACCUCUAACUAAACUACAGAUUUUAUUUGGACUUCACCAUUUUCAUACAUAUAUUCCUUUAGGUACUGAAUUCUUUUAACCCUUGAUAAUUAGUAACCUGUCCUUGCUUGGAUGUAUUAGGCACUAUCUGGACACAAUUAUGCAAAAUUCAAGAGAAUAUAACAAAUUAAUAUGUUCAUUUAUUGUUAAGCAAUAUCGUCCCUAUUCUGCUUCCAAAUUUUACCAUUAGUUUUACAAUCCAAAGAUGACUUAGGAUUAGAUAAUACCAAAGUAAGAUCCAUCUAUAGAUUGUUGGAUAGAGACUCAGCUGUGGAAGGAAGUGCUAAAUGGUUCCUGCAGUUUCUACAGGGGAGUAGGGUUUUUAUCAAAGACAAGAAGACAUUUUUCAGGUAAAUCAGUAUUUUGGUCAAGAGUUAAUGACACCAUGGAUAGCUUGUGGAAGGAAUACAAUAUAAUAGUGUGGACCUUGAAUGUGUAAUAAAACACUAUUUUUUUUUUGAGUAGCAGAGAAGCUUCAUUUGCUUAAAUAUCUGUUCUUAAUGGGAACAACAACCCUAGAGAAGUUGAAGCUCUUUUUGUGGAUUACAGCUUUGAGUUUUGUGAGUGCCAUUUUUAAGCUGCCCUAUUGAAGGGUCACAAGACUAUAGCAGUGUGUGUCUUGUAAAACUUCUAGCACAUAAGUGAACACUUGAUAAAUAUUUUCCAAAUGUUGUUUUUUGAAUGAAUAAAAGAUGGAGACAAAAACCCUGUCAUCUAGUAUAACUAGGGUGAAUUUAGUGAGAUUGCUUUGUUGUAACAGAAAUUUUAUUUUCAAAUAAGAGGACAUAGUGCUCAUACUUGUACCAGGUAAAAUACAUUCUCCAUUUGCAUACUUGGUAAUAGCAAAAUUGAUCUAUGGAAAUGCUUCAUUCUUUGAGGUAAUUAGACAGCAGUGCAAGGUAGUUCUCAACACUGUACCAGAUUAAAAGUAAGGACCAACACUGGCUCCAAACCCAGUUCCUGAAACAAGCUAUUUAGUUUCUCCUGUAGACACUUUGUCAACAUCUUUACAGGUGAAGGGAUCUGCCUCCCAAGCUAGCCUGUACAUGUUAAGGAAGAAUUUGAAAAUAACAACAACGACAAAAACACACCAAAAACUUAAGGCAGAGUAUGUUAGGAUGAGGUAAUUACUUGCACUGUAAAAUUGUUUUUUCAAGAAGAGGUUUGGAAGUAACUGAAAGUUGGGAAAAUUAUUGCACACACACCAAGAAUCUGUAAACUAGCCUCACAGUUCUUUACUGUUCAUGAUAUCCUAUUUUUUCCCCCUGUUGUCUGGUAACUUUUUUUGGAGGACUGAGUUUCUGCAGCAAUGAUGAGGAAACAUCUGGGCUUUAUUCCACAGGCUUUGGAGGAUAAUGUGUCUCAUCAAGGGGUAAACAGCAAAUGGAUUUAAUUUUUGCUUAAAACUAUUAUAGUCAUUCCAAAAUAGAAUAAGUAAAAAUUCUCUGUAUUAGAAAAAGAAACAUGAUACCAAUUGUAUAUUUUCUUUAUUUAUUCUC